UUUGAAUUGAGCAGAAAGACACUUUUAUUUCAGACUCCAAUUCCCCAACGGCGCGGCCACAAUAUUCAAACUUUUCCACCCAGAGCCUUUGACCUCAUCAAAACGACAACAUCAACUGCCAUGAAUUUGUGGUACUUUUGACUCGGCCAGAAAAUUUAUAGUCGUUGAGCUUGAAAGCGACCUUCUCAGCUCAAAAUCAGUUCCCAGAUUUGACAUUCAACUCAUUUCCAGUCCCAAUUUUUAGCUCCAUUCGUUUUUUUUCUUUUUCUUUCCUUAGAGCAAUGGCAGAUGUACUGAUUGCAAGCGUCUCAAAUUCGAGAUGCCAAGAAAUGCUUGAAAUUCCCGCCAUCACCACUAGCCGAGGACAAUUUCUUGGAGGGCCAAAGGGAAACGGCGUCGUUCCUUGUUCCUUGAAGAGAAAGAGACCCCCGAAAAUCGAGAUCCCGAAUGUCCUACAUGAUAUUUCGCCUGAUAUUGUCAAGAUGCGCGAAGCCUCCACAUGCUUUGCUGAUAAUGGCGUCGGUGUCUUCUCUGUCAAGGGCAAGAAAAAAUUUAUGGAGGAUGCGCACAGGGUUUUGUCAUCUGCAGAUGGUGACAAGGUAUUUUUUGGGGUAUAUGAUGGGCAUGGAGGGAGUAAGGCUGCUGAGUUUGUGACUGAAAAUCUGCAUUUGAAGAUUUUCGAAAUGUUGAAUCAUUCUUCUGAAAAUAAAGAAAGAGAAGAAGCUGUUAAGGAAGGUUAUUUGAAAACAGACGAGGAGUUCUUGAAACAGGGCUUGGGAAGUGGUGUAUGUUGUCUCACAGCUUUGAUUGAAGGUCAAGAAAUGAUUAUUUCAAACUUGGGAGAUUGCCGAGCAGUUUUAUGUAGGGACGGCAUUGCGGAGGCCAUCACAACUGAUCAUAAACCGGGAUUAGAGGAUGAGCGAAGCCGAAUACAGGAAAAGGGUGGGUAUGUGGAGUUUCAUCGUGGAGCUUGGAGGGUUCAUGGGACACUUGCAGUUUCAAGAAGCAUUGGUGACUCUCAUUUGAAGGAUUGGGUAAUAGCUGAGCCUGAUACAAAGGUUUUAAGUUUGACGUCCGACAUGGAAUACCUCGUGUUAGCCUCUGAUGGGCUUUGGGAAGAGGUAAGCAAUCAAGAAGCCGUAGACAUAGUUACACAGUUGUGCUCCAAGAAAAAAGCUGUCAAAUUAUCUUCCCCAGUAAAAGAGGUUGGUUCAAGUUUUAGCUCUUUCUCAAAUUCACCAAGAACUACUCUCCUCACAAAAAAUACGACAUUCUCCCACAAGGCACGCAAAGCAUGCACUUAUCACCAGAAAACAAGCCGAGACGAACAAUAUUGCGAAAAUGCAAGUCCCCCAUCCAAGUCUCAAAGGAUAUCGUUGAAAAAACAAAAGAAGAUAGCGUUGAAUAACGAGAAUGAGUUCUUGGGUGAUAUGUCCAGUCAUGACGCUCUUUUGGGUGCUUGCAAGGAGCUCGUAAACCUUGCUGUAGCUCGAGGUAGUUUAGAUGAUAUUACGGUUAUGGUAGUUGAUUUAAGCUACCAAAUGCAGAAAAUAAGUCCCAACAGAGUUGUUAACUCAAGCCAUUUUGGCGAGUGGCUUAGAUUACGUUAGAUUGACUGCGCAACAGAGGAAGCCUUUCAAAAUGCUGCUUGGAUUACAAGUUUUUUCAUUCGUUAUAGAUUAUUAUUUUUUAAUUAACAUUCACUUGGAUCUAAUUCUGUACGACAACCAACGUUUUUUUGUUAACGAAGGAUCGAUACAUUAUUAUUUUUAGUUAACAUUCUCUUGGAUCUAACUCUACGAC
Molecule: messenger RNA, 1803 nt
Organism: Striga asiatica
Lineage: Eukaryota; Viridiplantae; Streptophyta; Magnoliopsida; Lamiales; Orobanchaceae
Source: the annotation of a GenBank genome assembly